UUAUGUAUAUUUCCAAAAUUAUUUGUUAACCAUUAUAAUAUAAAAACAAAAAAAAAUUAAAUAAAGCCAAAUUUACCGUAAAUAUGGAAAUCGGAAUUCCACUUUCCAAUGAUCUUGAGGUUCGAAUCUCCGAGGCAUUCUGCAUUUUCGACAUUCACGGCGAUAAGUACAUUGACACGCGAAAUGUAGGAAAUGUGCUAAGGUUUUUGGGUUGUGUACCAACAGAAAAGGAAGUCAAUCAAGUUAUUGCAGCCACUGAGUCUGUGGAGAACCCUGGAGAAACGCAUUUACAAAAGUUUAUGGCACACGUUUCUCCUUUGCUUAUGGAUCGAAAAAUGGAACCAGCCAGCCCGGUACAAAUUUUGGCUGCAUUCCAGGUUUUGGAUCCAGAAAACAAACAAUUUCUUACAAAAGAGUACUUUGGAAAGUUAAUGAAGGAGGAAGGAGAACCAUUUAACGAUGAUGAAUUAAAGGCUAUGUGGCCAGUGGCAAUAGACCCGAUUACGGGAAAUGUACCCUAUGUGUUCUACAUAAAUCAACUAAAGCACAAAACCACUAUUUAUGAUGUCGCUGAUGUACUCAAGGAGGAGCUCGCUGCUAACGAUAAGGAAAAGAAAAAGGAACGCAAUCCGGUGCCAUAAGCGCAUGGCCUCUAAUCUAUUAAGGUAUAAUGUAAAUGAUAUAAAAAUUGGAUGUGCGUGAAAUUAUAUUAGGAGUAUAUA
This is a messenger RNA of Drosophila novamexicana, 722 nucleotides long. Its product is annotated as dynein regulatory complex protein 8. Bases 84 to 641 code for a protein of 185 amino acids. The record is from RefSeq and is a predicted model, not a curated record. NCBI's taxonomy places the organism in Eukaryota, Metazoa, Arthropoda, Insecta, Diptera, Drosophilidae. The transcript is spliced from 4 exons.